Molecule: messenger RNA, 3590 nt
Organism: Rhodofomes roseus
Lineage: Eukaryota; Fungi; Basidiomycota; Agaricomycetes; Polyporales; Fomitopsidaceae
Product: L-aminoadipate-semialdehyde dehydrogenase
Exons: 18
Coding region: 433-3561 (1042 amino acids)
Molecular function (GO): phosphopantetheine binding
Source: RefSeq, a predicted model, not a curated record
GCCGUUGGAUUACCCACACCGGCCCCCGCGUCCUAUACUUCAAUAGCCCAUCCGAGUUGAGAGAGCUAGCGCGUAUGUUACGCGACUGACAGAGGUGCCUGACUGUAGAACAGCUCGCUAUUCGGGCCGAUGGCUUCCGUCAGCUGAAGCUCGAAUGAGAUCACUUGCUUCCUUGUGACGAAGCUCCUGCAUUCACAAUCAACACUCAGCGUCUACAUGCCGGUUGAACUUCGAAACGGAGGACAUGGAUUCCGUUGGAGUGUGCAUUCCGCACCGCGGCCGAACUUGUGGCAUCUCAUGAUUGUCCUUAUGACCUCUUGAGACGUUGCGUUCUCUGGUUAUCUCUAACUAAGCAUAGGUCACUUCUUACGCUCCUAGUCGGUAUAUUACACGGGCAGCGGCUCCGCUCGCUGAGUGUGCUUCCAGUACACCAUGCCUGCCCCAUCGUACAUAGCCUCCUCGCUGACGGAGCUCGUUGCUAUUCGAGCUAGGGACCAGCCGAACGAUGUUGCGAUCUAUACAGGCAUUGACGAACCCGGACCGCUGUUGAGACCCCUCACUUAUUCGCAGGUUCAACGUGCCGUCGAUCGGCUGUGCGUUCACUAUGCUGGUCUUGGACUCGUGCCCCCACCUGGCAAAGACGGCAUUCCGCCGCAGCGCGUCAUUGCCAUUCUAACCUCUACGGCGGUGGAUGAAUCGCUUCUAGAGAUCGCCCUGGCCAAGCUGGGACUCACAGCGCUCCUACUUUCCGUCAACAACUCUGUCCCAGCAAUCGCGCAUCUCUGCAAGAUCACCAACUCCACGCAUUUGGUAUACGGGGCGAAGUUCGUCGCUGAAGCGCAUGACGCACAGAACAUACUGGAACAGGAGGGGAUUGAAAUACAGAUAGUCCCAGACCAACGCUACCCUAUCUGGGGUCCGGGAGGCGUUGACGAUGUCAAGAUUGAUCCUUUUCCUCCGGUGCUCAGUCCUAAAGACGAGAAGGACAGGAUAUGUGUGAUUCUGCACUCGUCUGGAUCGACUGGUUUUCCCAAACCCGUGUACAUUUCACAUUUCUCUAUGAUUGCCAACGUCGCAGGCUUCGUCAACAAGACUGGAUUCAGUGCUCUCCCCGUGUAUCAUGGGUUCGGGCAUUACAGCGUAUUCCGCUGUUAUUACCCCGGCGUUCCGUUCGUCCUGUAUCCGGCACACCUUCCCUUGACUUCUGCCAACAUUUGCAGGGUCAUCAAUGCGAUUCCGAUCCCUUGUCCGCUAUGUUUCGCCGUGCCAUAUGUCAUCAAGCUGUUGGGAGAAACUAAGGAAGGAAUCAGAGCUCUAGCAAACUUCGAGAGCAUCACCUUCGCCGGAGCUGCUGUCCCCGACGAUCUAGGGGACCGUCUCACAGCUGCCGGGGUGAAUCUGAAAGCGAUCUUCGGCACAACGGAAACCGGGUCCAUAUUCUCGUCUGAUCGCGACUUCGCGACCGACAAGGCAUGGAAUUGGUUGCGUUUACAGGGCCGUAUCGUCGACUACCUCGUCAUGGAGGACCGCGGAUCCGGCACGUACGAGUCGGUUGUGUUGGAUGGCUGGCAUGCUAAGAACCAAUUCAAUCGUCCCGACGGAUCGUAUGCUACGAAGGACCUAUUCGUUAGGCACUCUGAAACGCCCAACUGGUACAAAUAUAUCGGACGGUUGGACGAUACCCUAGUGCAGGUGCUCGGAGAGAAGACGAAUCCAGUUCCCAUCGAGCUUGCCAUUCAGGGCAACAGCCCAUACGUAGAGCAGUGUAUUGUCUUCGGCGCAGGAAGGCCCCAGAUUGGUUGCCUGUUGUUGCCGUCGGAAACGGCAAAGGACCUCUGGAAGGAUCGCGAUGCAUAUAUGGAGAAGGUCUGGUCGGUAAUCGAAGACGCCAACGCACAAGCUCCCACGCAUUCUCGAAUCCUGCCAGAGAUGGUACAAAUCCUUGAGUACGGCACGCAGAUCCCUCAGGCCACAAAGCUAUCCUUCCUCAGACCUGCCUGCUACGCGAAGUUCAAGGAUGUCAUAGAUGCCGUAUAUGAUCGCUUCGAGAACGGUUCCAGCGCAAACAAGCUAGACUUAACUCAAUCAGGGCUAGAAGACUUCAUAUUCAAUGCAAUUACGCAGACCUUGGGCUCGACCAAGUCAGCGAAGCUCACGAAGACAUCCGAUCUUUUCGCCUUCGGUGUCGACUCGUUGCAAGCCACUCGGAUACGGAACAUCUGCCAGAAGGAGCUAGAGUUGGAUGGCCUGACCCUGGGACAGAACGUGGUCUACGAGAACCCUUCAGUGGAGAAGUUGGCCGCGUUCAUCAUUGCACUGCGUUCUGGAGCCGGGGAGGACCAGUCUGUCGAAGACGACCACGCCGCAAUGUGGGCCAUGGUCGACAAGUGGGCUUCGAACUUUGUGCAGCGAGCACAACAACAGACUACGCAACCCACAAGCUCUGCGUCACAGGUCAUUGUUCUCACUGGAGCCACGGGAUCGCUCGGUGCCCACAUCCUGCACCAGCUUGUCUCUGCGCCGUCUGUGGAGCGGGUGAUCUGCCUGUCUCGCGCGAAAUCGAACGAGGACUCUGUCAUUCGGCUCCAGGAGUCUCUCCGGUCUCGUCAACUGCAGCUUUCAGACGCGCAAUGGAAGAAGGUUGAGUCGUUCGCUGCGGACGUCAACGACGACCGUUUGGGCCUAUCGCCUGCGGACUACGAACACAUCGUAUCUCGAGCAACUGCCGUGGUCCACAACGCAUGGCCCGUGAACUUUAACAUGAGUCUCGACUCAUAUGACGCGCACGUUGGGGGCGCUCUGAACCUCAUCAACCUCUGCCUUCGAUCCCCGAAGGCACAGCCGCCUUCGUUCCACUUCAGUUCGUCGAUUGCUGCCGUGACAGGCAGUACAGAUCCUGUCUGCAACGAGGACUUCCCAUCGUCUGCCGCGACUGCGCUUCCGACGGGCUACGGGCGGAGUAAAUGGGUUGUUGAGAAGUUGGCCGAGAGGGCUGUUCGAGCUACGCCUCUGCAUGUAGGGAUCUUGCGCAUUGGGCAGCUCGUCGGGGACACCCACAGCGGCGUCUGGAACGAGACUGAGUCUUGGCCUCUGAUGUUCAAAGCAACAGAGAGUACAGGAGCGCUUCCCACCUUCCUGCAGAACCCGCAAUGGCUGCCUGUCAACAUCGCAGGUCGUGCCAUCGCUGAGAUUGCCACCCGCUCCGAGCCACCGAAAGCUGCGGUAUACCACAUUGUUAACCCCAACAAGACUAGUGGAUGGGACGUCAUCGUCGCUGGCCUCAAGAGGGCUGGCGUAAAGUUCGAUGUGGUCAGCCGCUCGGAGUGGCUGGACCGUUUGGCAAAGUCGGACCCUGACGGCGAGCGCAACCCAGCGGUCAAGCUUCUGCCAUACUACCGCACUCGGUUCGGAAAGCCGACCGAGAGUACUCCCAUGGACUUCCGUGUCGAGACGACUUGCGGCAUCGCUCAGAGCCUCGCCAGCUCUCCUGCAAUCUCAGAGGAUCUCGUCGAGAAAUGGGUACAGCACUGGCGCGAGGUUGGCUUCCUGGGUAGAUCGUAGAUGGUAUCCGCCGUAGAUCAUACAUGAGU